AUGGCUGCAGUCAUCAGUCGCUGGGAGGAAACCAUUUCCUGGGAAGAAGUCUUUGUUGCCAGUGAGCUUCCUGCACCCGAGGAUAAUUGCUUGAGAGCGAGAUUCAGCUGCGAGCCGCCUGCAGCCAGCAUCCCGCGAGCACAAAACGGCGAGAAUCGAGCUGCGAGAUCUCAGCCGUGGACAAAUCAAACGUGGAAUUAUUUAGCAAUACGUCUUGAAAGAAUCUUAAAAUCACAGAAGUUCAACGCGCUGGGCUUUCAGAUGAGGAAUCGGAGGUGCAGGUCGACCAGCACGGUCGACCAGCCCGGUGCUGUGGUCCAGGAGGACCCAUGGAUGUUUGCCCAGGCCCUGGACAGGCUGCUGAAGAUGCCGCUUCCACUGCCACGGAUUCGCACCCGGCCCUGGUGGUUUCCUGCGCUGGAGCUGAGAGACCCAUUGGUGUUUUACCUGGAGGCAUGUCUGGCUGACCCCAUCUUCGGCAAAAACGGAAUCAUGAUGCCGGAAAUAGAGUGGAUGGACCAGGUCCUGCUGACGGUGGAAAAGGUGAACUCCGGGAGCUUAAUCGAAAUCACUGUUUUCGGACAGCCCCGUGUCCAAAAUAGGGCGAAAAGCAUGCUCCUGAGCCUGGCAGCAAGGCACCGGGGAAACCGUGCCCGAGAUAAGAAGAUGAAACAACUGGAGAAGUUCUUGAAGGCCCAUGGGUCACCUCCCCCAACUCCCCGGUCUCGAUCUCGUGUUGCAUGA
Molecule: messenger RNA, 744 nt
Organism: Myotis daubentonii (Daubenton's bat)
Lineage: Eukaryota; Metazoa; Chordata; Mammalia; Chiroptera; Vespertilionidae
Product: oocyte-expressed protein homolog
Exons: 3
Coding region: 1-744 (247 amino acids)
Source: RefSeq, a predicted model, not a curated record